AUGAUAGGCACUGCUACCACUCCCAGCUGGCUUGAACGCCUGGAGGACCAAGUUAAUGUCGAUGUUGACUGGAUGGAUCCCGUCUUCAUUCAAAGCCUUCCUAUUACUCCCCAUGACAUGACCAGCAACCAGAUCCAUGUCCACGCGCAACUAGGGAACCCUAUAAACAAGGAGUUGAUUGCGGAGGUUGCUCGCGAAUACAAGGGUCGUGGCUGGUUGGCCAUCUACACUCGCGUUGCCGUCCUGCUGUGCAAGAAAUCCAUCGAUUACAUUUCCGGUCGCGUGUUGCUGCAGGUCUCCCCCUCCGAGGCAUACAAUGGUGAGAAGGUCCUUGAACACGCCCGGCUAUAUGCCCAGGAGUUCAAGUCGGUGGGCAUCUUCAAGGACCGCUUCUGCAUCAAGAUCCCCAGCACGGGUCCCGCGUUGAGCGUUUGCCCAUUCUUGCAAGCGGAAGGUAUUCAAACACUGAGAACGGCUUGUUUCUCGCUCGCCCAGGCCAUUGCGGCCAGUCAGGCUGGAUGCUUGUUUAUCAGCCCUUAUUUCAAUGAGAUCCGCGCGAAUCUUGAUCUCAGCCUCUGGCCCAACGUGGAAGAUCCUGCCUCGCAGCAUCCUUUCUCGGCCCGUCUUGUUCAGAUGUUGGAGACAUACCGUCGCCUGCAUAAGGAAACCGGCAAGAAGCAACCUCUCAUCAAGAAUGCUAACUUCAUCAACGCCAAGGAAGCUCUCGCGCAGGGCGAAAUUGGGGUCGACUCCGCCACCAUCUCGAAGGAAGUCCUGGAAGAGCUUCUCAAGCUACCCUACAAUGGCACCUGGCAACCUGAUGAGGGUGGCGUCCCAAAGCCUCAGUACCCCGGUCACCAGAACACGGUAGCCACUCCCAAGCGUCUUCAACAUCUGGCUAGCAUUGAUCCGCUUGUCGCGUCGUGAGACGGCAAGAUCGCUAGCACAGACGUCGACUAUCUGGCCAACAACGGUGCGGCCGUAGAAGAUGCUAUUAAGGCUGACCUUAUCGCCACCUCACGCUUGGCGGAUGCUCUCCAAUUAUUUACGAAGGUGGAAACCGAGAGUAAGGCCUUGAUCGAGAAGGCUCUAUUGGAGGUCUA
Messenger RNA from Aspergillus steynii IBT 23096, 1103 nucleotides. RefSeq names its product aldolase. The record is from RefSeq and is a predicted model, not a curated record. Gene Ontology annotation, biological process: pentose-phosphate shunt, non-oxidative branch; carbohydrate metabolic process. The transcript is spliced from 5 exons. NCBI's taxonomy places the organism in Eukaryota, Fungi, Ascomycota, Eurotiomycetes, Eurotiales, Aspergillaceae. Gene Ontology annotation, molecular function: transaldolase activity. The coding region runs from base 1 to 927 and encodes 308 amino acids. Gene Ontology annotation, cellular component: intracellular anatomical structure.